AUGGCAGGAGAAAUCUUCACUAGCUUGGACCACCUGUUUAAUGUGGAUUGCACCAACGUCCACCCGCUGGUGUGUCACCUGUGCCACGAGCAGUACCAGUCCCCGUGUUUGUUGGACUGCUACCACAUCUUCUGUGCCCGCUGUCUGCGAGGCCGGACCAAUGACAGCCGUCUCAGCUGCCCCCUCUGUGGUUACCCAUCCAUAUUAAAAGGGAACAGCUCCCUCCCGCCAGAAGACCGUCUGCUCAAGUUCCUGGUUGACAACAAUGCGGACGCUGAGGAGACAGUGCAGUGUGCCAACUGUGACCAGGAGAGUAACAAAAAGGAGGCAGUGAUGAUGUACUACUGUAACACUUGCAGCCAGCCACUUUGCAGCGCCUGCAGGGAGUUGACUCACAAGGCCAGAAUGUUUUCCCACCACGAGAUUGUGUCCCUGGCCAAACGCUCCAAAGCCAAACACAGGAAGUGCUCGCUCCACGAGGAGCCCUACAUCCUGUUCUCAACAGAGAAUAAGUCUAUGCUUUGCAUCAAGUGCUUCAGAGACAUGCAAGUGGAGAGUCGGACUCACUGCAUUGAUAUUGAAACAGCUUACAUGCAGGGGUGUGAGAUGCUGGACCAGGCUGUGCUGGUGGUGAAGGAGCUGCAGACUUCGGCGAGAGAGGCGAUCGUUCUGCUGAGAGCGAUGAUAGGAGAAGUGUGUCUGAAUGUGGAGGAAGAGGAGAGCGCAAUCUGUACCCUGUUCAACAGCUUGCAGGAAAAACUAGCCGAGAGGAAGAAGAUUCUGCUGAAAGCAGCUCAGAGUCAACACCAGGAGAAGGAGAAAGCACUAAAGGAGCAGCUCUCACACCUUACUGCCCUCCUUCCAACCCUCCAGGUGCACCUCGUCACCUGUUCAGCCUUCCUCAGCUCAGCCAACAAGUUUGAGUUUUUGGACAUGGGCUACCAACUCAUGGAGAGGCUGAAGAGGAUUGUGAAGCUCCCUCACCGACUGAGACCAGUGCAGAGCAGCAAAAUCAACACAGACUACAGGAGUGAGUUCGCUCACUGCCUGGAGCCCUUACUGCUGCUCUGUCAGCGCUGCCCUCCUUCUGUUGUGGGAUCUAUAAACGUGGCAGCCAGGCACCAGUCUCCUCUCUCCAUGUCUUGCCGCUCCCCGUCUCUCAGUGAGAUGCCGCUGGGCUCGCUGUGCGGUCGAAGGCCCAGCUGUCACCGCAACAUCUGCACCAAGGUGCUCCUGGCUGAGGGGAGGGAGACACCCUUCACCGAGCACUGCCGCAACUAUGAGAACACCUACAGGACUCUCCAGAUGGAGAUUCAGAAUCUGAAGGACCAGGUCCAGGAGCUGCACCGAGACCUGACCAAGCACCACUCCAUCAUCAACACAGAUAAAAUGGGGGAGAUCAUGGACAGAUCGCUGCACAUCGACAGCCAGAUAGCCUCCCAGCACUCCACCGUGGAGACCAUGAGAGUCAUGUUUGAAGAGAUCUGGGAGGAGACUUUUCAGAGGGUCACCAAUGAGCAGGAGAUCUAUGAAGCCCAGCUUCACGACCUAAUGCAGCUGAAGCAGGAGAACUCGUACCUGACUACGAUCACCAGACAGAUCAGCCCCUACAUCCUGUCCAUCGCCAAAGUCAAAGAGAGACUGGAGCCCAGGUUUCAGGAGCCUAAAGAGCACCAUGACGACCGCACAGAAACAAUGCUGAAAAUCUAUGAAGACAGCACGAUGGAUAAAGACGGUCAAGACAGUGACAACCAGACCUGUGUCUCCGACCAGGACAGACACAAGAACAACCGCCCGCUGAUCCUCGAGUCGGGGGACAACUCCGUCAAGACCAGUCGUCCGGUCAGGCCGAGGGUUGCCACGGAGAUGUCCAGCCACAAUGAGACGCCUUCAUAAACACCAUGUCAUCUGAUUUCUGUGCCCCCCUCUCAGUGUAGAACUAGGCCUUAAUUCAAACAAUACCAAGCCCAGGAAAACUUGUGACUUUCUCUGCUGUCCUGAGACUCUGCAUAACAAUUUCUCAGCAGUUUUUCAGCUCCAAGGUGAGACCUUGGAUAGACGCUAGUAUGGAAGUCAAAGAC
Molecule: messenger RNA, 2081 nt
Organism: Anoplopoma fimbria (sablefish)
Lineage: Eukaryota; Metazoa; Chordata; Actinopteri; Perciformes; Anoplopomatidae
Gene: rnf207a
Product: ring finger protein 207a
Exons: 17
Coding region: 1-1896 (631 amino acids)
Biological process (GO): regulation of cardiac muscle contraction; regulation of heart looping
Cellular component (GO): perinuclear region of cytoplasm
Molecular function (GO): Hsp70 protein binding; zinc ion binding; transmembrane transporter binding
Source: RefSeq, a predicted model, not a curated record